Messenger RNA from Myxozyma melibiosi, 2808 nucleotides. RefSeq names its product ras guanine nucleotide exchange factor domain-containing protein. Gene Ontology annotation, cellular component: plasma membrane. The transcript has 5 exons. The annotation marks the transcript as partial. Gene Ontology annotation, molecular function: guanyl-nucleotide exchange factor activity. Gene Ontology annotation, biological process: Ras protein signal transduction; positive regulation of GTPase activity. NCBI's taxonomy places the organism in Eukaryota, Fungi, Ascomycota, Lipomycetes, Lipomycetales, Lipomycetaceae. The record is from RefSeq and is a predicted model, not a curated record.
GCUGCUGCCACAUCUAUCCAGUUCAGCUCAAACGGCAUCAUCAACGGCAUCACCCCCGCGCGUCUGGUCAUCCUUCUGACUCUCCCCGACUCCCUCGACUAUAACCUACUCUCUGACGUCUUUCUAUGCUACCGUCAAUUCAUUACCCCUCUCGACCUCAUCAGGCUGCUGGCCGCUCGCUUCAAAUGGGCCGUCAAUCGCAUCGACGACACCGGCCGCAAAGUUCGGCUACGCACUUUUGUUGUCCUGCGCCAUUGGCUUCUCAACUAUUUUGCACACGACUUUGUUCCCUCGCUCAAGCUCCGUCAGGAGUUUGUCAACGUCGUCAACGGUUUUGCUCGGUAUGGCAAAGUGCGCUCUUCUAAUGGCGACCGCAGACUCAUAGGCGAACUGAAGCGCUGCUGGAUCAAACUCAGCUGUCUUUAUUGGGAGCUUCCGGGAACUUAUAACCCCGAUUUUCUCUCGCUCUCUUCAGACCAGUGCUUUGAUGAGGUGUUACAUCCGGGAGGAUUGGUUGGUUCUCGCAAACUUGUGGAACGAAGAUCGACGAUAACCAAACAACGCACUUCCCGUUUACCUGCGACGCUGCCUGUUUGCGAUCAACCACAUGAUCGUUCCUCUCCAAUCCUUGACAGUCUCGAACCACCAUCUCGGGCCAGGUUCAAAUCUCUCGAGCAGACUAACGGUUCAGCAACCUCAGUUCCUCUUUCAGUUCCGUCUCUGUGCUCUGAGUCUGCCGCUUCAUCCAAUGGUCCACUGACACCCGCAAAUGUCAACGUCGCAGAGGGUCAGCUCUGGGGUGCUCUCUUCAGAGGCGAAGGAUCCGUCUCAAUUCCCACUGACGAUCAGUCAAUCGUCAACGCCGUCAUGCCUCCGUCUCCUGCAUUCAGUUAUAUCGAUGAUCCUGGUCACGGUGAUCCUCUGUGGCUAUCGCUAGAACCAGCGAUCAAAGAGAAAGAAUCGAUUUCAAAUCUCAAGAUAUUCAAGUCGAUAAAGCGAAGGAUCAAAAAGUCACCACAGCACCAAGCCACAGACGACUUUGCCCCGCGCUCAUCAACUUCGACAUAUGGCCGGUCAGUAGAAAGCAAUGUUGACAUUCCCGAAGCUACCGGUGUGCGAAUAGAUAUCCUGGCUGCUAGUGUAGUUGACAACUACAGGCAAAUGACAUCUAGGGAUUCAGAAUCUGACGAUCAAGGAUCUGAACAAGACACCAGAGAACAAGAACCAGUGGGCCUAGGCGUCGGAAACACAAACUUCUCAGCUGUGCUUCACAACUCUCCAGAGAGACUUAUGAGACCCGUAUUCUCUGCUGGAUAUGAAGAGCAAUACUCACAAAGCGCUGAAUUCACAGGCACUCUCGAUGAUCCUAAUUCAACCACCGGAGGUCCCACAUCUGAACCGAUGGCGGACAACAGAAGUAUGUCAUACGAGUCUAUCAAUAUUCACGAUCCGUUAGAUGACGCCUCCCUGGUUCGAUUCCCUGUUCUUUCAGCCUCUCCUCGCUUUUUGCCGCAUUCUUUUUCCUCUACGGAUUGCGGGUCGAGUUCACUACGAAACGGACGCAGGGGAACUACGAGUGGAUUUGUGGGCAUUCCCGGGAUUCCAGACGAGAUGGCUCGAGAGCUGAUGAAGCUGGCUGAUCUUCCUGAGGAGGAGCCUGCAGCGUCUGGCGAAGAGGCACUGGAAAAUACUUUACGAAAGUUAGAGGGCAAGGAAAGCGAGCCUAAAGAGAAACACAUUGAAGAAACAGAUUUCAGCACCGGCGGCGAUCGAGAUUUGAUGGCAACAAACAUCGAAAGACAAUCAUCAGCCGAUGCUAGCGAGGAUGCCGAUGAGAGUUAUCAAGGUAGUUUGACUGGUAAUCAGAGCGUGAUGUCGUUUCCCAGGCCGCGGGGACGAGAGCGAAAUGCCUGGUUUGUGGACACGAGUUCGGUCGCUGGUUCGGUGACUGGUUCGUCGUCACAGGAUAACCGACUCUCGGUGUCUAGCUAUGCCGAGAGUUACCAGUCCAGCGUCGCAUCCUUGAGUAUUCACCUACCGUUCAUUCUGAAGUACCGUGCGCGAGAGCUUGCCGAGCAAUUCACUCUGAUCGACUGCGACGCGCUUGCGGAGAUUGACUGGAAAGAGCUCGUUGAGUUGCGCUGGCGUCAGAAUGUAGACGCGGUUCAGGACUGGCUUUCCUACGUUUUGGCGGGCGACCAUCAGGGCGUCGAGUUGAUCAUCACGCGGUUCAACCUCAUGACAUCCUGGGUUACUUCUGAAAUUCUUCUGACUCGGGAGCUCGACGAGAGGGUGCACACGAUCCAGAAAUAUAUUCAUGUGGCGGCUCACUCGCGAAAAUUGCAAAACUACUCGACCUUCAUGCCGAUUACCCUCGCGCUUGCUUCGCCGACUGUGCAGCGACUCAGUCAGACGUGGAACGCGGUGCCGGCUCGGGAUAUGGAGUUGUUUCAUGAGCUUGAAAAUCUUGCUUCGCCGUUGAGGAAUUUCAAGAAUUUGAGGAAUGAGAUGGAGAAGGCUGAUAUUACAAAAGGAUGUGUUCCUUUUAUUGGUCUCUACUUAUCCGAUCUUACAUUUAACGCCCAGCGGCCCGCAUACGCAGAGAAGAACGUCGGCCGACUGAUUAAUCUCGACCGGUACCUGACCUCUGCUAGAGUCAUUAAGAAGCUUUUGUAUUUCGUGAACUCUGCGUCGGCGUAUGCGCAGCGGCUGCCGAAGAACUCGGAGCUGAUUUCGAGGUGCUUGUAUAUUUCCUGUUUGGACGAUGCUGAGAUUGACGAGUGUCUGCGACUGAUGAGCAAUCCAUGA